UGCUGAAGAACCAGGGUGAUUUAAGAAAGUGUAUUAUUAACACACUUCUCAUACUGUGGUGGGGAGAAAAGAUUGGUGUCUCUGCUAAUUUACUGAUUAUGGUUCAGAUCAUGACUUGUGAUCAGCAAGCCUAGUUGACUUGGAGGUCUACUUUUGUCUCAUUUUGCCUGUUAUCUCAGAUUGAUACACUCUGAUAGUGAGAAGAUUAUUGGACUUAAUGGUCGCAAAGUCCAAUAACAGUCUUAGUGUCAACAAAGGAUUUACACAACUUAGUUUAGUUUUCUACCAGUACCUCCAUUUGACUGUGAAACUACAACUGCUUUUAUAGAUAUUUUUUUUUAUGUUUCUGCAGAUAGGAAAAAGAAAGUAAAAGAAUAAGUUAUUAAAAAUAUUGUAAAAGACAGUUUGGUGUUGAAACUAAAAGAAAAUGAGUGAAAGUGUUUAAACAGUGGAUGUUAGACAUUUAUCUAAAGCAAAUCAUACAUAUUUACAUAUUAUAAAAAAAGUGGAAUUCAUCUUCUAUAUCCAGAUUGAUAUAAAAACCACGUAAAGACAUUAGAACUGCCACCAUAGCUGUAGCGAUAGCCGCUACCCCCACAUUAUUCAGGUUGUGUUCAGAUUGACAUGGCAACAGAGAAAACCAUGGUUCAAGGAAGUGAAAGUAACGGCAUUGCCCCCUCCAUCCUUACAGUACGCAUGAUUAUGCAGGGAAAGGAAGUGGGAAGUAUUAUUGGAAAGAAAGGGGACAACAUAAAGAAAUACAGAGAAGAUAGUGGUGCUAAAAUUAACAUAUCUGAUGGUUCAUGCCCGGAGCGAAUUGUCACUAUCACCGGAACAACAGACAACAUUCAUAAAGCGUUUACGAUGAUCUGUUGCAAAUUCGAAGAGCAGCCUUCCAUCUUUCAGGACCUACAAAACACGCCGACUGUGCCUAAGCCUCCAGUUACGUUACGAUUGGUUGUUCCAGCAAGUCAGUGCGGAUCACUUAUUGGUAAAGGCGGAAUUAAAAUAAAAGAAAUCAGAGAGAGUACUGGAGCUUCAAUACAGGUAGCGAGUGAAAUGUUGCCGAACUCAACAGAACGAGCGGUCACAGUGUCGGGCACAGCCGAGGCGGUGACUGCAUGCAUCAAAGUGGUCUGCAAUAUCAUGUUAGAGUCCCCACCAAAGGGAGCAACCAUUCCCUACCGUCCAAAACCAGCUGUACCACCAGUGGUGUACGCAGGAGGGCAGGCGUUUGUGAUACAAAGUCCACAGAUGCCAGUACAUCAGCCGGCUGAGUUUGGUCAUGCUAAAAUGAUGGACUCGUUGUAUGAUAGUCGCCUCAUCGCUAUGAAACAACAGGUCUGGUGUAACUGCCCCCAGGAGCCCUACGGGUAUACGUUGAACAAGUUAAAUCAGAUGUCAUUAGGACAGCCGGUUCCCAUGAUGCCGCCAACAGCAUACUUGCCAGUAUCAGCAGCCCCAGGGUACGCUCCCAUCCCAUUUCAGCAACGACCUUUACAGAACGGGCCAAUUGCAACACCAAAUGGUCAACAGACACACGAAAUGAAUAUACCUAACGAUCUCAUUGGAUGUAUUAUUGGCAGGGGAGGACAGAAAAUCAACGAGAUUAGACAGAUAUCAGGUGCUAAUAUAAAAAUUUCCAACGCAGAAGAGGGUUGUCCCGAUCGAAAAGUUACAAUAACCGGAACUCCGGAAACUAUUGGCAUGGCUCAGUACUUAAUAAACACCAGCAUGGAAUUACAUAAGACUCUUGUCCUAGAUCCUAACUCCGCUGCUACGUCCCCUACGAGUACUGUGAGCCCCACGUCUGUGAGUCCAGUGACUUCUAUGGCACCACCAACAGUAUCCCAUCAAGCAACUCCAAUGCCGAUGUCGUUAACCAUUCCAGCGAUGAAGCCACUUCAGCUUAUGGGGAUGAAUGGACUCAGUGCAAUGCCGGCAAAUUUGUCUUCUUUUAACGGCAUUAAUGGCUUGAAUAGCAUAAAUGGGUUGAAUUUUCAAUUUAUGGACCCUUUAUUGAUGGCUGGGGGAGUCCCCCAGCCGGGACCACAACCAGCUUCUAAUUUUACCGGAAAAGUGCGUCUGGGCAUGGCAGCAGUGAAAACCGGCUCGCCAAAAUUUGCACCCUACUAACAUUGACUUUUAUAUGUGCUGGUUAUGUUAAAUAGAAAUAGAUUUAUAUUUAUAUAUUUGGUUGCUUAAAUUCUGUAUAAAAACAUAUUUUGUGUACCCGCAUAUUCAGAAAUUUGUUAUACAUUAGUCAUCGAUCUUUUUAUUAUUAUUUUUUUUCACGACACCCCUGAAUGUUCUUUUAGUUUCGCUUUCAGUUGUAUAGAGCACCCAAUAAGUGUUCAUUUUGUGAUUAAUCGUUAUGUUUUUUUGUUGAAAAAUCAAGGCGAUGUUUUCAUUCACCUUUUUACCUUUAGGUGUCUUGAUCGUAAGAAAACAUUACAGUGUAAUGAUGAUUUAUACUGGAAUAAAAAUGGCAGCAGAUUUGGUUGAUGAAAAAUUCUGUUUUUUUGUAGAUUUUAUAAAGAUAAUUAGUGAAUCUGUUAAUGAUGCAGUCAAUCAUUGACAAGUUCUUGUGUUUCAUAUCCUGCACUCAUGAAGUUGUCAGAGCAUCUUAAAAUUUGAUUGGUUAAAAUUUCAAUUUCACAAAAAUAUUUGAUAAAGAGCUUGAAUUUGAUUGGUUGAAAUUCAAAUGCUCCUACAUUAUCGUCUACUGAAUCUUGAAAAUGAUCAUAUUUUAUUGAAAUCUUGCAACUGAUUGAUAGAAGUUAGAUUAUUUGAUUAUUGUUUACUAAUCUUGAAUUUAAUUGGUUAACAUAUAAAAUAAUCAUAUUUUUAUUUUAAAUCUUGCAAUUGAUUGAUAGAAAUUAAAUUGUUAUUAAAAGAUGAUUUACUUCAGAUCUUGAAUUUGAUUGGUUUUAAAUUGUGUUAUCUUUUUUUUUUCAUUUUAUGUACAUAGCUACAUAGGCCUUGGUGCAAUGAUCACCCCACUUUGUUCAUACAUUGGAUUAUUUCUGUAUGUGGGUACACAAAAUGUGUGUCUUAUAUUCUAUAAUGAUUAAAUGUGCUGUGUACAUAAUUCUAAUUAGUUUGUAAAAAUUGUGAUAAGCACAUGUUCUCCAAGAAAACAUUAACAAUACUUUGUAAAGAUAGUUAUAUGAAAUUGAAAAUGACACUUGAUACAGUGUUUAGCGGUGUUUCUUUUUUUUUUAAUAAUUUGAUAAAUCUAUAAGGAAAAAUAUGCACUUUCACGAGCAAACAGUGCUUUUUAUCCUUGUUCUUUUCCCCCCUACUGACUUGGUUAUUAAAAACGUUAUUAAUAAUGAUGACAAAUUCCAAAAAAGUGAUAAAAAUAAUUUUAGAGUAUCAAAAUUUUUAAAUCUUUGACAUAAAAAGAGAGCAUGUGCCGAAGACAAUAUUUACAAACUUAAAUACAACUGGUGGCCUUUGUCAGGGGGAUAUGUUACCUCCAAUAUUGUUUGUAAUAAUUGUACAAUUUCUUGCUAGCAUCAAGAUCAUGUGAUACACAUAUCCAGUUUAUAUUUAAAUAAGAGGUUUAUAUGAGCCGUGUCACGACAAAACCAACAUAGUGGGUUUGCGAUCAGUUUCUGUACUUGUAAUAGGGUUGGUAAGCGAACAGCAUGGAUCCUGAUCAGACUGCAAGGAUGCGCAGGCUGGUCUGGAUCCAUGCUGGUCGCAAACCCAUUAUGUUGGUUUUGACAUGACGCGGCUCAUUUAUGUAACAAUUUACCCAUGAUUCUUGUUGUGUCAUUUUUCUUUUCAUUUUUUUUCUUGUUUGUUUUUUCAAAAACCAUUUUUAAAUUUUUCAAUUGGCUCAUUUUUAUUAGAAAUGUCUUUAAUAUUUAUGUACAGUAUAUAGAUUUUAGUGUAUAACUUUAUGCCUUGUUGGUUUUUUUCCCAUCUGAAUUUAAUUAAACUAUGCUGUUAAUAGUUAUUUAACAUACAUUUUUUGUCUAAAUAAAAAUAUUAAAAUGUUAAAUAUUUUUUUUUAUUUUUUUUUUUCUGAAAUAAGAAUAUGGACUUGAUUUUAAAUGAAGGUGAUUUUUUUCAUGUUGCUUGCUAUUAAAGUCUAAAUUUGCAUUUGAAUUUUUAAUAUUUUGUUCAUUAUUGUUGAAUUUUUAAUCCCACCAGUUUUGGGGCUGUAUGUUUACAAUGGCAGUUUAUUAUCUUUCUUUUUUUUCUCCAUUUUUACAUUUCAUGUAAUUUCACAGUCUGGCAUAGAAGACCAUUAUCAUGAACUAAAGGGAGGUAAUUUGGAAGAGGUUAAAGGGGAGAAAAAUAAGAUUUGAUAAAUGUUGAAUUUAAUGAAGUCACAUGUAUGCCAUCUUCAACUUAUUUUGAUGAUUUAUUUGAAAAGAAAGGAAAUUUCAAGCAGAAGUAUUAAGAGUUCUAUAUCAGUCAUUUAAACAGUAAAAAUUACUGUAUUUUCUCAAAAUGUCAGGUACAAUAUUUUUAAUAAAUGCAUUUUUAACUUUACUAAAGGGAUAUAAAUAUCAGAUUGGUUUGUAUUUAAUAGUUAUAAUUUUGUCUUUGUGACUUGUGAAAAUAUUAACGCUUAAAAUUUCAUUGAAAAAUGUGGAAUAAAAAUUUCUUCUUUUUUUUUUUCGAAAUUCUUUUCUUUUCUUUUGAAAUAAGUUGGCAAAACUUCAUUGGGUGAAAAUUUGGUGUCAGUUUAUGUGUAUAUUGAUCUCUAAAAUGUUUUUAUUGUCUUUUUAUCAACGUGAUGAUCACUUGACCUCAUUCUUAGAAAGAAAUUAAUUGCAAUGACAUAAUUUUAUCGAGGAAUCAUUUGAUGUUAGUAAGAGCCAUUUUAAUUCAUGUAUAGUACUUAUCCAGGUCCUGUACUAACUAUUUACAUUGUUCUAUUGAAUGGUAUUCAACGGAAUAUUCAUGUAAAUUGACAAUCUGUGGAAGUUGGUUGAAUGAAUUUGUUUUAGGACACAAAGAAAAAAAGAUAUACCAUAAUAGAAUCAGCUGUCUCAUUUUAUCAAGAUAUACACAAAUGCAUAAUAAUGUACCCAAAGACAGAGAUAAUUACCGAAAUCCAUAAUUAAAUGUACCAUAAUUGACAAUAAAAUACAGUAUUUUUUUAUUUAAUAUGAAUUUCAUUAUCUUGUUUAUGUAUUUAAAAGAAAUAGGUUUCAUAAAUUGUUUCAUAAAUUAUUUCAUAAAAUCUGGAUAUUUAAUAAAUGUUGGUGUAAGUCACAAAGUUUUAUUUCUAACCAGAAAAGGUUCAUGUUUAAAAGGUCAAGGCUGAAAACUUGCAUUCAUUUUCCUAUGAAUUUGACCAAAGAAACAACAUUUGCUCACAGUAGUAUUAAAGACUAUGGAAAAUUUUAGAUAAACAAAAAAGUUCAUGAAAUUUUUUAACUCUGUUUGACACAAAUAUGGUAAUGUAAGAAAUAAUUUGUAAGUAAUAAAAUGUAAAGUUAUAUUAUAAGAUAUUUUACUUUACAAAUCUUCCUACAUUUUUAAGACAGACUAAUCCCCAAUUGUCUUAUCAACAUUCCUAUGUAUUUUUAUAACAUACCAUAUUUAUUCUGCAAAAUGAUCCGAAACUCGAGGACUGUAUUUUAUUCGUAUGAAAAUGAUUGGGAACACAAUAAUGUUUUUUACGGUAACAAUAUGCAGGGAGCUGUACUGUUUACAUAUACCCUUCAUCAUAAUGACAUUCCACUUAAUGUCUCCAUACUAAUUUAUAAUCCCUUAAUCCCCUUACCUUAUUUAAAAUCCUUAAAGCAACUUAUUCAGUUUUAUUUAUAUGUUGGUCAGUCUCCUGCUAAUUUAAUUAUGAUAUAUUUUUACUUGUAAAUAUGAUAGGCACUCCUCGCCCAAAAAAAACCCCUUACGUUCUUAGAAAUUUUAUUGUGAUUUUUACCAUAGGUGGAGCAGAAUUUUGGUUUUUAUUUUCAUGGUUAUCAUUUGUGGAAGGGAAAUGAAAUGUUACAAACUAGUCAUUAAGUUUCCAUUAUACUAAAGUGAUUCUAUUUGUCUAGUCAAGCUUAAUUGUCAGGAAACCUGUCCCACAAAAAAAGAAACUUCUUAAAAGUCAGAAUUUAAAAUUCUAUUUUUGAUGUAUUGGAAAAGUUAAGCAAUCAUUUUAACGAAGUUGAAAAUAAUGAGUCGGAAUUAAAUUGCUGAUGCUUUUGUUAGUUUCCGGCUUUCGAAAUCAUCUAUUUACCAUUAUAAACCUUAAAGAAUUUUAAGCUUAUAUUGAUUAAUCUAAUAUUGAUUUAUGUUUUAUUAUUGCAAUAUUUUAAACUGUUGCAAUACUUUCAUUUUAGUUGUUAGUGUUCAUAAGUAUUGUUAAUUGAGUUCAUUGAAGAUCAUUGAGUACAACAACAGUUCUUUGAGUUCAUUAUUUUUGUUUAGGUUUAUUAAUUAUCCUUUUUUGUCAUUGUUAUUGAGCAAUCACCAAAUAAUGUUCCUUUUUUUAGAAGAAUUAGUAUUACUUAAUUUUGCUUUAAUUAUUAUUAUUAUUUUUGUUUUUAGCUUUAAUAUUUUUCAUGUUUGUUAUUUAAAAUGAUUUUUUGUUAUCACAAAUGAUCAUUUGAGCUACAUUGUUGAAAUAAUGUCCCUAUUUCUAAGUCAGGUUAUUAUAUUUGUGUACAAGAAUUGUUCUUGAAAUCUUUAUUAUUAUAAUUAUUAUUAUUAUUAUAACUAUUAUGAUUUAUUUUAGAAAUCCAGUUAUGUGUGUAGUAGUUCUGUAAAAAUAAAAGAAAAUGCAUGUUGAUUAUUGAAAUAUAUAUUGCAUUCCUUAUUACUUUUUUUGCAUGGUUUAAGCAUGUUCAUAAUGUCCAGUAUAAAUCUAAACUACAGUUGUUUAUCCUUGUUUAUAAAGCAAUAAUUGCAAUGGAAUGACUCAUCAAGAAGUUGUGGUGAUUUUUUUUGUGGUGAAUUGGAAAAAAUAUGGGUUUGGGAAGUGACCAGUUAGGAUAGGAUGAUUUAAGGGUUAGAAGAAGUGCCCAGUUUUAAAGGCAUGCUUUGUGGGUUAGGAAAGUUGGGGGGAAGUGACCAGUUUUGAAGGUAUUGAUUUGUGGGUUAGGGAAAUGACCAGUUUCAAGUUGGUAGCAUUGGGGAAGUGACCAGUUAUGAAAGGUGUGAUUUGUGGGUUGGGGAAGUGACAAUUUAUAAGUGGGUAUGUUUAGGGAAGUGAUCAGUUAUGAAAGGUGUGAUUUGUGGGUAGGGGAAGUGACAACUUAUAAGUCAGUUAAGUUUGGGAAGUGACCAGUCAUGGAUAGCGUGAUCUGUGGUUUAGGGAAAUUACCAGUUUUAAUAGGGUCGUGUGUGGAAAGAGACCAGUAAGGAAAGGUAUGAUUUGAGGGUUAGGGAAGUGACCAGAGUUAAAUGGGUAGGGUUGGUGGAAGUUACCAGUUUAAAAGGGGUGAUUUGUGUGUUGGGGAAGUGACCAGGUAUAAAUGAGUAGGUAGAAAGUGACCAGUUAUGAGAGAUAGGGUCGGCAAAAUGGCCAGUAAUGAAAGGCUGAUUACCAAUAAUGGUAUAUGAAUAUGGAGGUUGUAUAGUUGUUUGAAAAAGAAAGGGGUGCAAGUUAUUGUUUAAUUCAUUUAUAAUAUAAAUUCAUGCAAGAUAUCUGAAUGGAGUUAUAAUUUAUGGAACAAUGGGCAGUUAAAAGGUUGCUAAGGGGUUACAGUGUUUUGACUGUCAACCAAGUGAUAUAGGGGUUUGAUCCCUACCAUAGUAAUGACCAUAGUUAUACUAUAUCAAUAUUAUGUCACUGUGAUUGUACGAGGGUGAUUGGAACACAGUAACGGCCAUUAACUUCCAUCAUGCAGUUAACACAUAUUUACUUACUUUUUUCACCAAUUUGCAAAGAACUUCUGCAAAAAAAAUCACCAUUUUAUUUCAAAUAUUGCUUUAUAGACAAUGUGCACAAGUACAAAUACUCUAUGUGAAUAUCUGCCAGUACAACAUAUCUUUAGGGUUUAUCUCUGCACAGUUGUGACUAACCCUCAUCGAUCAACUUACGCCCAUUGGUCAUUUCUAGUUACAACUGUACCGAGUUAAACCAUCAAAACAUGUUUUUGUAUAGGAGAAUACCUCUGUUUUAUUCGAAAAAUAAAAAAAAAAAGAUAGAAAAAAAAA
This is a messenger RNA of Ruditapes philippinarum (Manila clam), 8136 nucleotides long. Its product is annotated as poly(rC)-binding protein 3-like. Gene Ontology annotation, cellular component: cytoplasm; nucleus. Lineage: Eukaryota; Metazoa; Mollusca; Bivalvia; Venerida; Veneridae. Bases 625 to 2136 code for a protein of 503 amino acids. Gene Ontology annotation, biological process: regulation of RNA metabolic process; regulation of gene expression. The transcript is spliced from 14 exons. Gene Ontology annotation, molecular function: mRNA binding. The record is from RefSeq and is a predicted model, not a curated record.